GGGAAUCAUCCUCGCCCGUGUCCUCUCUUACAAUACUUGCUCUGAUCUGCCUUCAACUCACCACCGACGUCGCGCCUUGAGCACUUUUUUGUGCCCGUUGUUAAACACUUGCAAAACACACAAGUUCACGCCUGUGACUGUGAUACAAUUUUCAUGCAGAAAGGGAACAUAGUAGGAAUUGCCCUCGGCUCGGCACUUAUCACUGCCCUCCGACCAUCUGGGCUCCUCGCGCUCAUCCUCACCAUCCUACACUCUCCUCUAUACAUCCUCCUAUCUACCCUCUUCGGAAUCAUCGCUUUUCACGUCAUCGAGUAUCUGAACGAUCCAUACGGCUAUAACACUUCAAGUCCAACUCCCAUUCCUGGACCAUGGAUCGCAAAAUUAAGCGACAUCUGGCUUUCUCGCAAAGCUGCACUGGGAGAUCGUUCGGGCCGAAUCCACAAGUUACACCAGAAGUACGGCAAAGUGGUUCGUAUUGCUCCGAACCACAUAUCCAUUGCGGACCCGGAGGCACUUCAGAUCGUUUAUGCGCAUGGUAAUGGAAGUUUGAAAUCCGACUUUUACGAUGCAUUCGUUUCAUUGCACCGAGGACUUUUCAACACGCGUGAUCGUGCGGAGCACACUCGCAAACGCAAAAUAGUCUCAAGUAUCUUCUCGCAGAAGAACGUCCUCGAAUUCGAACCCUACAUUCAAAACUUGAUUGCGCUGAUGAUGGUGAAGUGGGAUUCGAUGACGGGCGAAGCGGAGGCGUGCAAGGAUCAUGAGCAGGUUAAGCAGGAGUUCGAUUUGAACCAGGGUGGGAUCGGCAAUGGGAAGAGUGGUGAGGGGAAGAAGGUUGUGCCCCUUAAAGAAGGAACGUAUGCCGAAGGUGGACGAGUUUGGUUUGAUGCUCUCAAAUGGUUCAACUACCUCGCAUUCGAUAUCAUUGGCGAUCUCGCUUUCGGUUCGCCCUUUGGAAUGCUUCAAGCCGAGAAGGACGAAGCGGCUGUGUUGAUGCCUGGUGAUACGCCCGACAAGACGGUUUACCUACCUGCGAUCCAGAUUUUGAACGAUAGGGGGAAUUAUAGUGCUAGUUUGGGGGUUAUCCCUCCAGUCUUCAGGCCGAUUGUGAAGCAAUUCCCGUGGUUCAAGCGCGGAACUCAAGCGGUGAAGAGUCUUGCUGGUAUUGCUGUGGCAGCCGUAGGGAAACGUCUUUCGGAACCAAGUGACAGGAACGAUCUUCUUUCCAAGCUCCAGAAGGGGAAAGAUGUUAAUGGGAAUCCUAUGGGCCGCGCGGAGCUUACGGCUGAAGCUCAGACUCAGCUCAUUGCGGGGAGCGAUACCACCUCUAAUUCAUCAUGCGCUAUAACGUACUUCCUUGCCACUCAUCCUGAGGCUCAGAAGAAGUUGCAGGCGGAAUUGGAUGAAGCGCUCGGACACCCUAUUUGUCCUAAUGUGGGUCUGGAGGCAACGGUCUCUGAGCUCAAGUCGGACGUUGCGCCGUACGAUGCUAUCAAGGCGCUGCCUUACUUGCAGGCAUGUAUCCAAGAAGGGCUAAGAAUGCACUCGACAAGUGGGAUCGGAUUGCCGAGGAUCGUUCCGGCUGGUGGGUUAACGGUUAUGGGGAGGUUUUACAAGGAGGGUAGUAUCCUUAGUGUUCCGAGUUACUCGAUUCAUCGUGAUAGGGAUGUUUGGGGCGAGGAUGUUGAUGAGUAUAGACCCGAGAGGUGGUUCGAAGGAGAUGAGGAGAAGAUGCAGAAAACAUUCAACCCGUUCUCGUGGGGACCACGGGCGUGUGUCGGCAAGAAUCUAGCGAUGAUGGAACUUUUGAUGAUCAUUGCCUCGGUGUUCCGGAGAUAUGAGUUUGUCCCAGUUGAGGAGGACCAGAAGAUGGAAACCCUUGAGGGUUUUUUAAGGAAACCUCUUGAAUGCGUGCUUGGAGUGAAGAGACGCGAUAUUUGAAUCUAUUUCAUUGUGCAACUGCCAUAUCUACGGGUUGAUCUGAUAUGGUGAUGGUUACUGUAUUUUAG
Messenger RNA from Cantharellus anzutake, 2009 nucleotides. Its product is annotated as cytochrome P450 monooxygenase pc-bph. The record is from RefSeq and is a predicted model, not a curated record. The coding region runs from base 154 to 1941 and encodes 595 amino acids. NCBI's taxonomy places the organism in Eukaryota, Fungi, Basidiomycota, Agaricomycetes, Cantharellales, Hydnaceae. Gene Ontology annotation, molecular function: monooxygenase activity; iron ion binding; heme binding. The transcript is spliced from 15 exons.